This is a messenger RNA of Spirometra erinaceieuropaei, 492 nucleotides long. Lineage: Eukaryota; Metazoa; Platyhelminthes; Cestoda; Diphyllobothriidea; Diphyllobothriidae. The record is from the annotation of a GenBank genome assembly.
AUGAUCGUGGUGGUCGCUCACUUGCUUGCAGGUGAGACUGCGCCUAGCGUCCACUUGCUGGCACUCAACUCUCACCUGUGGCUCCACGUAGCUGGACUCUGCUCAGCGGCCACACCCCGGGCAACCGUCUCGACCGGCGGGCUAAACCAGGUGAGGGGGCCCUGUGCGCUGUGCCGUGUGCACAGGGUUUGCGGAUUCCGCUGGGUGGAAGGUCGGAUGGAACCUUGCGUCGGCACCGUCGUGACGUGGUUCGUCUCUGCACGCCGCUGGACAGCCGGUGACGAGAUGGAUCUCCACAUCGACAUCGCCUUGACGCGCCCAUAUACGCCAUCGGAGACCGCGGCUUACGGCGAAUUCGAGUCGCUCUCCACUACAACCCGAAGUCGUGGUCCCAUAGUGGAGUUCGGCCGUGCCACAACGGCACAUGCAGCCCUAUUCAGGGAUGGCACUGCCAGCCCCCACGAGGGGAAGGGCCUAGAAAAGGUGGCCUAA